GCCACCGCCAUCAGCUGCCGCAGAACCGAGGAAGAGGAAGGGGCGGAGCUGCUUUGUGGCUUGUCUCCGAGCAGUCAGCCGACUGUAGCUGGGGGAGGUCAUCGGUGUCCCUGGCACCGCCUGGGAUCCUGAGAGCCAACCAGGGCCUACACCAGCCGGGGCCGGGCGGGCGGACAGCCUGGUCCAGGAAGCCGGGCAAUGUCCCGUCACGGAGUGUCUCCUGGCCAGGGCCGCCCCAGGUCGGGCCGGGAGCAGACACUGGACAGGUCCUCGGGGGCCCCCGGCCUCAGGCUCCUGUGGAUGGGCUUGGCGCUGGCGCUGGGCUUGCCCGGCUCCCAGGUUCUCUGGUCCCGUGCCGGGGCCCACCCUCUUCCCGCCCAAGGCCAUACGAAGUUCAUGCUCAUAGAGCCCCGACUCCGGGAGGCCUUUAGCUGGUGGAACCUCAGCUGCCCCGCCUGCAAAGGACUGUUCACCGCCGUGGACAUCGGGCUGAGGAACGAGGCCAGUGUGGCCUGGGUGGGCUCUGUGGCCAUCAAGAUGUGCACGCUGCUGAAAAUAGCCCCGCCUGCUGUGUGCCAGUCAGCUGUCCAGCUCUUCGAGGACGACAUGGUGGAGGUGUGGACGCGCUCAGUGCUGAGCCCAUCUGAGGCCUGUGGUCUGCUCCUGGGCUCCUCCUGUGGGCAUUGGGACAUCUUCUCAUCUUGGAACAUCUCUUUGCCAGCUGUGCCAAAGCCGUCCCCCCAGCCGCCCAAGCCCCCAGCCCCAGGCUCCCCUGUCAGCCGCGUCCUCUUCCUCACUGACCUGCACUGGGAUCAUGACUACCUGGAGGGCACAGACCCCGGCUGUGAGAACCCGCUGUGCUGCCGCCGGGAUUCUGGCCUGCCGCCUGCCUCCCGGCCAGGUGCUGGAUACUGGGGCGAGUACAGCAAGUGUGACCUGCCCCUGCGGACGCUGGAGAGCCUGUUGAGUGGGCUGGGCCCCGCUGGCCCUUUUGAUAUGGUGUACUGGACGGGCGACAUCCCUGCCCAUAACGUCUGGCAGCAGUCUCGUCAGGACCAGCUGCGGGCCCUGACCACCGUCACAGACCUCGUGAAGAAGUUCUUGGGGCCAGUACCUGUGUAUCCUGCCGUGGGCAACCACGAGAGCACACCCGUCAAUGGCUUCCCUCCCCCCUUCAUAGAGGGCAACCAGUCUUCCCACUGGCUCUAUGAGGCGAUGGCUAAGGCGUGGGAGCCCUGGCUGCCUGCUGAAGCCCUUCGCACCCUCAGAAUUGGGGGGUUCUAUGCCCUUUCCCCACGCCCCGGCCUCCGCCUCAUCUCUCUCAAUAUGAAUUUUUGUUCCCGUGAGAACUUCUGGCUCUUGAUCAACUCCACAGAUCCCGCUGGACAGCUCCAGUGGCUGGUGGGGGAGCUUCAGGCUGCUGAGGAUCGAGGAGACAAAGUGCAUAUAAUUGGCCACAUUCCCCCAGGGCACUGCCUGAAGAGCUGGAGCUGGAAUUAUUACCGAAUUGUGGAGAGGUAUGAGAACACCUUGGCCGCUCAGUUCUUUGGUCACACCCACGUGGAUGAGUUUGAGGUCUUCUAUGAUGAGGAGACCCUAAGCCGGCCACUAUCUGUAGCCUUCCUGGCCCCCAGCGCCACCACCUACAUCGGCCUCAAUCCUGGGUACCGCGUCUACCAAAUAGAUGGCAACUACUCGGGGAGCUCUCACGUGGUCCUGGACCACGAGACCUACAUCCUGAACCUGACACAGGCGAAUGAGCCAGGAGCCACACCACACUGGCAGCUCCUCUACAGGGCUCGGGAAACCUACGGGCUGCCCGACCUGCUGCCCACUUCCUGGCACGACCUGGUGUACCGCAUGCGGAGCGACGCACGGCUUUUCCAGACCUUCUGGUUCCUCUACCAUAAGGGCCACCCACCCUCAGAGCCCUGUGGCACGCCCUGCCGCCUCGCUACUCUGUGCGCCCAGCUCUCCGCCCGGUCGGACAGCCCUGCUCUGUGUCGCCACCUGCUGCCAGAUGCAAGCCUCCCUGAUGUCCAGCGCCCAUGGCCAAGGCCACCAUUGUGCUAACACCCCCAGGGCCCAGAGGUGGGAAAGUGCUUGUUUUAGAAAGGAGCGAAAACCCCAGAGGGCCACUGUGGUGAGAAGAAUGUCUGGUGGCAGAGCCUGUCCCUGGGCCCAGGCACACCUCACUAACAAGACCUCCUUUCCUGGAUCUGGUUUAUGGGAGGAGGGUUGGCGGCUCCGCGGCUUCUGUCCUUUCAUGGCCAUGGAGCAGAGGUCUAAGCUGGCACUGCCCUGGGAAGCCCAGACAGAAGCUGUCACCCCAGGCCUGUGCUGGCCAGCCAGGAACCCUGUCCUGCUGCUACUGCCUGGCUACCAGGCUGUUAAAAUAAAAACAAGAGACUUGGACUCCA
Molecule: messenger RNA, 2420 nt
Organism: Hippopotamus amphibius kiboko
Lineage: Eukaryota; Metazoa; Chordata; Mammalia; Artiodactyla; Hippopotamidae
Gene: SMPD1
Product: sphingomyelin phosphodiesterase 1
Exons: 6
Coding region: 199-2073 (624 amino acids)
Biological process (GO): ceramide biosynthetic process; sphingomyelin catabolic process
Cellular component (GO): lysosome
Molecular function (GO): acid sphingomyelin phosphodiesterase activity
Source: RefSeq, a predicted model, not a curated record